CAAGACCUUUCUUCAAACAACACUUGCACUAGUUCAUCCAAUCUAUCUACAAAUCUAUGAAUGAUAUAUAGAUAUAUAGAUAGAUAUUUCCAGAACAAAGUUCCAAUCCAUCAGAAACACGUAAACUGGCCGGUUUCUGUUGUUGUUCUUUGUCGUUAUCCCACAUUCCAUUCCAUUCCAUUUUUCCAACUAUAAAUUCGAGCUCUUUUUUCGUUUUUCAUUUUUUUUUUGAAGAAGUGAAUGUUACAUUUUAUUCUUCAUUCACAGAAAAGCAGUUUUAUAUUAUAAAGUGUUGUUUGGUUCAGCUUUUAGAAAACAGAAAUCUCAGAAAGGAGCCAUGGGAGAUAUAAGAGCUAAUCAUCAGAAAACUCCAUUAUUGGACAAACAAUUCCCAGAACUUCCUCUCUCUAGAACUGGGAAUGUAUGGACAGCAGUGGCACAUAUCAUAACAGGAGUGAUAGGAUCAGGAGUACUUUCACUCUCAUGGUGUAUGGCUCAGUUGGGCUGGAUUGCAGGCCCCGUGGCAAUGCUUUCCUUCGCCAUCACUACUCUUUUCUCGGCUUUUCUCCUCUGCAACUGCUACCGCUCCCCUGACCCCGAAACCGGGCCUUUUCGGAAUCGCUCCUACAUUGAAGCUGUUGAUAUGAAUUUAGGAAAAAAGAAAGCCUUAGCAUGUGGCCUUCUUCUGCAAUUGAGCUUGUACGGGUUCGGUAUUGCUUAUACCGUCACUUCUGGUAUUAGUAUGAGAGCAAUUCAGGAAACAAACUGCUAUCACAAAGAAGGCCGCGAAGCGACAUGUGUAUAUGGAGACUCUUAUUACAUUCUGCUAUUUGGAGUUGCUCAGAUUAUACUCUCCCAAAUACCGAAUUUUCAUAACAUACAAUGGCUUUCUGUUGUUGCUGCAAUCAUGUCUUUCACUUAUGCACUCGUUGGAUUGGGACUUGCAGCCGUGAAAGUUAUAGGUACCGGUUAUGCACAGGGCAGCAUAAGCGGAAUUCCAACUCCAAAUGCAGGUCAGAAAGUAUGGUUGGUAUCUCAAGCGCUUGGAGACAUUGCAUUUUCCUAUCCGUUCUCCUUGAUUCUCUUUGAGAUUCAGGAUACUUUGGAGGCACCACCAUCAGAAAGCGAGACUAUGAAGAAGGCGUCUGCAAUAUCUAUCACCAUUACAACUUUCUUCUACCUUUUCUGUGGAGGUUUUGGAUAUGCGGCCUUUGGAGAUGCCACUCCAGGGAACCUCAUGACCGCAUUUGGGUCGUAUGAGCCUUAUUGGCUCGUUGACUUGGCCAAUGUUUGCAUUGUGCUUCAUCUUGUCGGAGGUUAUCAGAUAUACAGUCAACCGCUGUUUGCGGGCGUAGAAAAAUGGUUGUCUGAGUGUCUCCCCUACAGCGGAUUUGUAAACAACAACUACGAGCUAAAGAUCCCGCCAUUGGGGACCUUCAGAUUGAAUCCCCUCAGGCUGUGUUUCCGAACAGCUUAUGUUGUGUCAACAACAGCAAUUGCAAUGGCCUUCCCUUACUUCAACCAAAUUCUUGGGGUGUUAGGGGGCAUGAAUUUUUGGCCUUUGACCAUAUAUUUCCCGAUCGAGAUGUACUUGAAGCAGACGAAUGUCCAAUCAUGGACACCAAAGUGGGUGAUGCUUCGGAUUCUCAGCGGCAUUUUCCUGCUUGUCACAGUGUUCGCCUUGAUCGGUUCCAUCCAAGGACUUGUUAGUGCAAAGCUAAGUUGAGAAGGGACAUUUUUAUUCCCUUUAGAAGCAGAGAGGGAGUCAUUUUGAUAUUUCCAUGAUAAAUGAUCCCACCCUGCAUUUAUAAUAUGAAUAAAGCUUUGCUAGAAUUCUUCUUUUUUUUUUUUACACAAUGAAAAUUGGGUAAUUAUAAUUGCCUAGUUGAGCUUGAUUUUCAUUUAGAUGUACUAAGUAUAUGUAAGUAGCAUUGUAGCAAUCCUCGGGAGAGACUUGUUUUGUUUUUCUAUCUCCUGGAGUACAAAUUUUAUGGCUGGUUGUAUCUUAAUGGAAAUGAUGACAUUGUUUAAUUCUA
Messenger RNA from Morus notabilis, 2036 nucleotides. RefSeq names its product probable amino acid permease 7. The record is from RefSeq and is a predicted model, not a curated record. NCBI's taxonomy places the organism in Eukaryota, Viridiplantae, Streptophyta, Magnoliopsida, Rosales, Moraceae. The transcript has 7 exons. Gene Ontology annotation, cellular component: plasma membrane. Bases 338 to 1726 code for a protein of 462 amino acids.